Scophthalmus maximus (turbot) is the source of this 2386-nucleotide messenger RNA. RefSeq lists its product as uncharacterized. The record is from RefSeq and is a predicted model, not a curated record. Lineage: Eukaryota; Metazoa; Chordata; Actinopteri; Pleuronectiformes; Scophthalmidae. The coding region runs from base 755 to 1954 and encodes 399 amino acids. The transcript has 3 exons.
UUAGUCAUUGUGUGUAUGUGUUAAACGUACAGGUCUCAAUUUAUGUAAUGCAGGGGAAAUUAAAACAGGAUAUCCUCAGAAUGUGACCCAAUAAGGGACCAGUACCUCCAGGUUAACGCAUACAUCAUUCAUUCUGUGUCCAGGGAUUGAAGGGUAAGAUCACACACUUGAUCUGUAACCAAUGAACUUUUAACCGAGUCAAUCACUUCAAACUGAAACCUCGAUAUAAUCUGUGAAAUCAAUACACCUCUCCCACCAGGUGAGAAUAAGGCAGAAAAAUCAGAUGAUAAAACCUCUUGGGAUUUUAUUCAGGCAGCACUUUGCAUUAAACGUCUUCUGCCCUUAAAAUAAGUUAUGUUAUAUAUAUAUAUGAAAUGUCUAAGGGGUUUCCACUGUUACAGUUCAGAAGUUUGGCCGCCUCAAACUGUUACCAAUAUUAUCAUCAUGACGUCUCCACUGAGGUUAAAUAUGAACAUCUUAUUGAUUCAGAUUUGAUAUUGUUUUGUUUUAUCGGAAAUGAACGGUGAAGCCGGAGCGGAUCUGACGUCAUACUUUCGGUUUCGUCACCUCUUCGAGCACAAGCCAGUCGAAUAGAGCAGCAAGUCCGAGACAUGUUCUUUAAAUGAAAUGUGGCUUGGCUCCUCAGUUAACGUCCGCCAGUCACCGGAUCAGUCUCUCAACCGGCCAAUGAAGUGAAUCGUCGUGUCUCUCUCCACAGAAGCGUUUAGCAGUGAAAGCAGCAGACUGUCCCGAGAUGGACUUCCCAGUGGAGGCGACGGUACAUCUGCACGUUUUCCGAGAUGAGACAAAGGUGCGAGAGCUCCUCAGGUCCCACGACUUCGUCGUGACGGAUCUGGACCGACAGCGGGUUUGUGUCAAGGGCUCGUUUUUGAAGCUCAAAGCUGCGAAGGCGCGAUUGGAGGAACUCCUAAACUCACAGAACCAGGCGGAGGCGGCGGCACAAUCCUCAUCCUCUCCAGUUUCCUCGGGAGCCAUUUCCAGAUACCGCACCGACAACAGCCCAGUGUCGGGUGGGGACAGAGGCAGGGCAGGAUCCAGGGACAAGCCCCCGCAAGCGUCCCCGUCCUCACCCGGCACCUCUGCAUCCUGGUCGAACACUUCCUAUGGUCAUUCAACCUCCUCAAAGUACAGAGCACCUCUUUCUCCAGGGGCGGAUCAGAGCGCUUCCUUCAGGCGUAGACAGGAGUCAUUUGUCGUUGAUGCAGAUGUGUUCAGGUACGCACGGCGGCUCAGGAAAAAAGACAUUGACACGAUCCUGGAGAACCACAAUGUUAAAAUAGAAGCGCGCGAAUUUGCCGACAGCUGUACGGUCACCUUACUGGGAAAGAGUGCAAGGACAGCCGCCGGUAAGCUGCAGAGCCUCCUGGACGAUCUCAGCAAAUCACUACGCACCCAGGAGGUUCCUCUGAAGGACAUGGACCGCGAAGGCCGGGCUCUUUUAAAGAGACCUCAGAGGGACAGCGCUUACAAUUCGGUGCUCGUGUGCGAGAUGAACGACAGACUUCGACUCAUCGGGUCGUCCGGCCAGACGUACGAGCUGAAGCAGAAGCUGCUCGGCGCGCCGGCCGGGCAGUCGCGGCGGGCGGCGGGGACCUUCGAGAAGGGCCCCGGGAGGAGGAGCAGCUCCCUGCCGCCAGCCAGCCGACGGAACCCCGGAAGAGAAGGAGGUGCCGCCGCUAAUCCAUCUCCGGUUGCAGGUUACUCUCCGUCAAAGUACCAGGACGACAGACAGGAAGGGGCCAAGCCCGAGCGGGAAGCCGGAGCCGGUGCCGCUCGAAGUGGAGCUCGAAGGAGACCAAAGGCCUCAAAAGGAGAAGAAAGGCCCGGUGGCUUCGUUCGAGAGACGGAGAACAAAAGCAAACCUCCUGGCUUCAAGGGGCUACUCGUUUGUACAAAGGACAUAAAACAAAUGUUCAAAGAUUUGAGGAAAUGAAAAAACGAGCAGAUGUCUUAGCUCACGAAAGUAAGCAGCACUUGACACAAGAAAAAGUGCACUUCACUGCAUUUCUUAACCAGAUGCUCUUCACAAGAAUCUCUCAGAAAGGUUUGAUCAAGCGAUAUGCUCAGUCAGUUUUCAACGUAGCCAAAACGAAUGCAGUCUAAAUCUUCCCUGUACUCCAUUAUACAGAGAUUCUGUUUCUCUUAUUUACUCUGACCCCACUGAUGUAAGGGGAGUGAAUGAAGACAACCGUCACACCACAGUACUGGUUGGGCAGCAGGUUGCACUGCUGAAUCAUUCUGCAUCUGUACACUGGAUAUAAAAUGUCAAUUAUGUAAAUGGGUAACCAGAGGGUGGGUGUGGCGGUUAAUUACCACUGAAGCACUGUGAAGGCGUUUUGUGUGCCAAUUAAAUGUGAUGAUAAGA